Molecule: messenger RNA, 3967 nt
Organism: Xiphophorus maculatus (southern platyfish)
Lineage: Eukaryota; Metazoa; Chordata; Actinopteri; Cyprinodontiformes; Poeciliidae
Product: ovochymase-2-like
Exons: 10
Coding region: 822-1883 (353 amino acids)
Biological process (GO): proteolysis
Molecular function (GO): serine-type endopeptidase activity
Source: RefSeq, a predicted model, not a curated record
CGUGUCAGGCCAAUAUGUCUGCCUCUGCCUGAUUUUAAAAUCUCGCCAUCGACUAAAUGUGUUGUUGCUGGAUGGGGAAAAACAUGGGAAAGUCUGUAUUUUUUUUUCUCUUACAGUGCUUUGCAAACAUAUUGGAAUCCCUGGACAUUUUAUUUUAUUGUGGUUGUAGAAGGGAUUUUAUAAAAUAGACAAAGAUUUGUGAAGUGGAGUGAAAAUGAUACAUGAUGUCUAAAUUAGCUGACAAAAUUAUAAAGGCUUUCUGUGCAUACAUGCAUGUAGCUCCUCUGAGUCAUUGCUUUACACAAACACAGGUCUGCAGGUCUUUUGGCACAAUAUCUUUAUCAGCUUUGCAAAUCUAUAAUUUGAAUUUUGAAAUUUUGAGAUACAGUUGGAUUGGAUUGAGAGCGUCGGUGAAAAGCAAUUAUCAAGUCUUUCUACAAAUUGUCAGUUGGAUUAAUUUGUUGCCCAGGCUUUUAUUUAGGUUGAUCAAAAUAAAGGGGGCUUAUUAGAUACAGACUUCCCAAUUUUUAUGUUUUAUUUUUUAAUCAAAUUGGAAGUUGCGUAUUGUAUUCGUUCCAGUUUACAAUUAAACGCCACAUUGCAUUAAAAUAUGUGGUUGCUAUGUGACAAAAUGUGAAAAAGUUCAAGGAGUUUGAAUGCUUCUGUACAAGUUAGUGUGUAACAAAUGAUUUACAAGCCAUCUGUAGCUUAUUUUUCUGCUAAAUAUCUUCUUCUGUUUUGAAGGAGGACACAUUCCUGCAGUCCUGAGAGAAGUCCACCUGGGUUUGGUGGAUCAAGCCAAGUGUAAAUAUGUCCAACUGAUGAUCAAAAGCUCAUUUCCAAAACAGAAACAAAAGUUCCUUGAUCCAGCCAUGACGAUUCUGUGUGCUGGAGCUGAGGGAGGAGGCAGAGACGCCUGCCAGGGAGACUCUGGCGGUCCUCUGGUAUGUCAGGCAGGGGCCGGAAGCGACCACUGGAUUGUGCUGGGAAUAACUUCCUGGGGUCAAGGAUGUGGUCGGAGCUGGGGAAUAAAAGGCAACCGGCAUCCGUCAAAGAAAGGGUCUCCAGGAAUUUUCACUGACGUCAAGCUGCUACUGCCCUGGAUCAAGCAGAAGAUGAGGGAGGCUGAGCAGCAACGACAAUCAACUUCAGGACUGUGUAGUGUGACAGAUGGCCCAGUAUCGGAUAGUGAAGGGGUGAUCAGGAACCCCACUUUCCCUGACACCUACUACGACAAUAACCAGUUGUGUUUGUGGAGCAUCGAGGCUCAUCCAGGUCACAGCAUUUUGCUAGAGUUUGAUCAUUUUGAUGUGGAAAACAGCUCGUAUUGUCAGUUCGACCGACUCACGGUUUCAGGGUCAAAGAACAGGCCUGUUGCAAUAUUCUGCGGUAAAUUACUACCAUCUCGAGUGCUUCUACAGAAUUCCCAGAAUGCAAUGCUGCUCUUCUCCUCUGACGUCAGUAGAGCAGGGCGUGGAUUUGCAGUCAGGUACCGUGGCUUCAAGGGACCCUUUCCUCCAGCAUGCGGGACUAUUGUUCUGGUGGAGGAUCAGAUUUCACUCCACACCCCAAAUUACCCACAGUCCUACAGUAAUGACUGUGUACUCCGCUGGGUCAUCUAUGCUCCUCUGGGACAUCUAGUUAAGCUGACGUUUGCUGAUUUUGACCUGGAGGAGUCGGAGAGAUGUUUGCCUGAUUCACUGACAGUUCUGGGAGACGUUGAAGGAAACAAAGAGAUUGCUGUGUUGUGUGGCGGCAGCAUUCCCACUCCGGUCCUCUCCUUCAGCAGCAUCAUGGUGCUUCAUUUCACCUCAGACAGCCGUAUCACUCACAGGGGCUUCAGCGCAGGACUGACCUUCAUCAGGAAGGAAGAUGGAACCUGACUGGUGUAGCAGGCGCCCCAUGUACAGAGGCCUUCAUUUCUUGAUACAGCAAUCGGGGGUAUGACUCCUGACCCCUGGACCUUUCUUUUGAGGAACUGUAAAUUUUAAAAAUUUAAAUAUUUCUUCUAAUUCUUUUAGAUUAAAUGUGUGUGGCAGUGUUUUUUAUCACCCUUAUAAGUUUUAAUGGACACAAAUGACUUUUCCUUUUCUUGUCUGAUAAAUCUUCUUUAUACCAAAACAAUCAUUCCUCUUUCAGUUGUUUUUUAGUUUUUCUUGUUUCCUUUGUCUCUCAGCUCUCCUUUCUGAAUGUCUCCAGUGUAAACUCUCACCACACCCAGAGGCUUGGAGACCUUGGUCUUGCUUUUCCCCUAGCUGUAUGUCUUUCUUCUCCCAGUUUGUGAAAGUGGAACUCCACCCACUGAGAUUUGCAGUGACUCAUACAAGGUGUAGGUAGCAGGUGUGGUUGAUGUGGUCUCUUAUAGAAGCAAUUCGAAAUUUUGAGAUUUCUUAGAUUAUGGACAUUGUUUUUAAUGCAGAUAUUCUGACAAAAACCAGCUAAGACAUUUACAAUGUAUGUUUUAGUAACAGUGAAGCUUUUGGUUUAGAAUGUGUGUAAGCUACUAGUAUUCAUAAUGCACAAGGAGCAGGAGGUACUUUCUAAUGCUUUCUCACUCUUAUUUUUUUUAAAAUGUAUUUAUUUAUUUUUUGGCUUUCAUGUGAUUUUGGUUUGUCUGCCCACAGCAGUGCUGUUUGUCAGCCAAAUGAUAUUCUGUUUUGCUAGCUUCUCUGGAAACCAGUGAGCGCAGUGCUUGCUGAGGAUAACUUGGCAGAAAUAGUGACCACUUCAGGCAACAGCACAUCCGUGUUGCAACUACAAAGUCUGUGUGUUUCCAAACAUUUUCUGUCUGGCAUUCCAGAAUAUUUUAUUAUAUUUCCUACGUUUCUGUGGAUGUAAGAUGCCUACGCAUACCUAAAAAUGUUAUAAAUGGGUAUUUGCAAUUUGUUUGUAGUAAAGAAAGAGAUGAGCUUAGUUUUUUUCAGUGACUCUGUAUUAGGAAAUAAUCAUAUCUUGGCAAAGCAAUGACUCAAAACUUAAACUUAAAGCUUUAACAUCUGACCUCAAGUUUUGGUGCUGAGGUAAGAAGAAAACUUUGUUUUACGGCUCCCUCUACUGGCACAUCUGAGAAACUACAGUGUUAGUUUUGAAGAAUUUCCUAAACAAAUGCAUUCUAUUUUUUCAAAAAUAUUUUUUGUGUUAAAAUAUAAUAAAAAAUAGACGUUUAUUCAUUUUCAGCUGAAGUUAUAGUAAAAUUUAUUUCCUCUUUGCCUCAAUGAUGGGUGUAAGAUUUUUUAGGUUCAGAUCAGGACAAACCUAACAGCGUCAUCUUCCCUCCUGCUCUGUUUCUUUUCCUGCUCAUUUUACCAUCUAAAACAACUGGUUGUGCUGGUUGUAAGCAGUCUCACCAUGUGCCUGCAUGCCUUGCUCAACAGACUUGGUGCCAUUUCUUCACAAAUUAACUAAGAGUUGUACAUAAGUUGUUUGAGACUUAUUUAUAACUGUAUCAUUGUUUUUUCUUAAGAUAAAUAUGUGUUGAAGUGUCACGUUCUUUAGGGAAUAGUAACUUAAUUUAAAAAAAAAAAUCUUCAUCUCUUUGCUUAAAGGAACUUUUGUCUUGCAGAUUCAUUCAAGCAGCAGUCCAGAAGCAAAGCUCUCACCCAUUAAGUGUUGAGAAACAAGAGUCCAAGAGCGGAUCAAAGAUUUCAUGCUGGAAGGAAAUCAGAUCACGAAGAGCACAGGGGUGAAUCCUCAGGAAAUUGACACCUGUUGCUGCAAUGAGACUCAUCUUCAUUUAGAAAGGGAGAAACUUGAAUUGAUCAACCACUUUCUGUUCAAUCUCUGCUUGGUAUUUCAGGGGAAGCAUAAAAAACAUUGUUUACAUGUUGAUGUACCUGUGUAAAAAUAAUCUGGUGUCAAGACUUGUUAAAAACGAAAUGCAACUUUUGUUGAAAUAGAGUUUUCACAAUGUUCAUAGUCGCAUUUCUAUUAAUUGCAAUAAAGGAUAUUAGUUGAUUCCACCAUUAUA